AUGUUAAGACUUGCUGCCUUUGUUGCAAUACUGGUCGCUGUAAGGGGAAAUAACCUAGAAAGGAAUGAACGUGGGAGAGAAGCACGCGAUACUUCAUCGGGACUGCUUGAAGAACCAAAUAGUAUUCAAUCCAACAUUAAAGAUGCAUCUCUAAAUGAAGAAAACAAACGAAUCCUGAAUGAAAAUGAUAAUUUGCUUAGUGCAGAUUUAUCGGAUGACAAUGAAACUGAGGGCUCCCAAGGUGACUUUAACGAAGAAAACGUGAAUGCUUCUGAUGAUAUCCAAGAUGACUUUGAGGUAGAAGAAGAGAAUGAUUCCGAUGAUAUCCAAGAUGACUCUGACAAAGAAGACGACAGCGAUUCCAUUGACAACCAAGAUGAAUCUAAUAAAGAAGAUUACAGUGAACCCGAAAAUACUUCUGUUUUUGGAACAGAAGAUCAUAGAGAUUCUUUGUCCGAGCUUCAUGAUAUGAUCAGCAGAGCGAAUCCAGGAUUACCUGAGGAAUCCAAAAGAAACUUUGAGGAUAAAGAUAUCAUCGAUGGGGAUAUUAAACUAGACGAAGAAUCCGCUGCGGAACUUGUAGAUUUUUACAAGAGAAAUCCACAGUACCUAAGCCUGGAUGACAAUGUCACGAGUGCCACUUUGAGGACUGCCCUUCAUGAACUAGGUCAUACCCUUGGUUUAUAUCAUGAACAAAGUAGACCUGACAGAAAUAAUUACGUUAUAAUCAAGAAAGGAAACAUUCAAACAGGAAAAUUACCGAAUUUCCUCAUCAGACCAUCUAAAACCUACGGUACCUUAUAUGACUAUGGAUCAGUUAUGCACUACAGUGACACGGCAUUUGCCAAAGAGAGUGGUUUAAAAACAAUUGUAGCCAAACAAGGGAAUUAUGAGCGGACAAUGGGACAAAGAAUUGGUUUAUCGUUUUACGACAUCAAAGCUGCCAAUUACCACUAUUGUCAAAGUAUGUCUAACUUUUAA
Molecule: messenger RNA, 981 nt
Organism: Ostrea edulis (European flat oyster)
Lineage: Eukaryota; Metazoa; Mollusca; Bivalvia; Ostreida; Ostreidae
Product: protein PFC0760c-like
Exons: 4
Coding region: 1-981 (326 amino acids)
Biological process (GO): proteolysis
Molecular function (GO): zinc ion binding; metalloendopeptidase activity
Source: RefSeq, a predicted model, not a curated record